Loxodonta africana (African savanna elephant) is the source of this 1409-nucleotide messenger RNA. RefSeq names its product olfactory receptor 5P4. Gene Ontology annotation, molecular function: odorant binding; G protein-coupled receptor activity; olfactory receptor activity. The coding region runs from base 215 to 1153 and encodes 312 amino acids. Lineage: Eukaryota; Metazoa; Chordata; Mammalia; Proboscidea; Elephantidae. Gene Ontology annotation, biological process: G protein-coupled receptor signaling pathway; sensory perception of smell. The transcript has a single exon. Gene Ontology annotation, cellular component: membrane. The record is from RefSeq and is a predicted model, not a curated record.
GACCUUAGGUAAUUGAGUGUUCAAUUUUAAAAUGUUUUUAAGUUUGAAAAGAAAAUUUGUGUGCACAAAGUAACCCACAUAUAAAUGAGGUACAAUUAUCAUAUAAAAUUUUGAUGAUAAGGUUAUUUUUAAGUAUAAAUAUUAAUUGUGGGGUCAUUUUAGCCAAUUUAAUCUCCUCUGGUUCUGAUUUCAAUAGGCACCAUUAAAUGGAUAGAUGGCGACUGAAAACCAUACAACAGUGGCAGAGUUCAUUAUUUUGGGGUUAACAGAUAAUCCUACACUAUGUGCCAUCUUCUUUGUGGUAUUUUUAGCAGUCUAUAUAGUUACCAUAAUGGGCAAUAUCAGCAUAAUCGUCUUAAUCCGAAGGAGCCCUCAGCUUCACACCCCAAUGUACCUUUUUCUCAGCCAUUUGGCAUUUGUGGACACUGGGUACUCCACAUCGGUCACACCAAUCAUGCUCAUGAGUUUCUUAAGAGAGAGAACUACUAUUCCUGUCACUGGCUGUAUAGCCCAGCUUGGCUCUGAUGUCACUUUUGGUACUACAGAGUGCUUCCUGUUGGCUGCUAUGGCCUAUGAUCGCUAUGUGGCCAUAUGUUCUCCUCUGCUCUACUCCACCCAAAUGUCCCCAAUGGUCUGCUUCUUAUUAUUGGGAGCUUCCUACCUGGGUGGGUGUAUGAAUGCUUCAUCAUUUACUGGCUGUUUGAUGAACUUGUCCUUCUGUGGACCAAAUGAGAUCAACCAUUUUUUCUGUGACCUCUUCCCACUUUUGAAGCUCUCUUGUGGCCAUGUUUAUAUUGCUGAAAUAUCCCCUGCUAUCUCUUCUGGGUCGGUUCUCGUAAGCACACUGUUUACUAUAAUUGUGUCCUACAUCUACAUCCUCCACUCGAUCCUGAAGAUGCGCUCUACAGAGAGGAGGAACAAAGCCUUCUCUACCUGCACUUCCCACCUCACUGCAGUCACUUUGUUUUAUGGGACAGUUAUGUUUGUUUAUGUGAUGCCCAAGUCAAGCUAUUCAGCUGAUCAGGUCAAAGUGGCAUCUGUGAUCUACACGGUGGUGAUACCCAUGUUGAACCCUCUCAUCUACAGCCUGAGGAACAAGGAAGUGAAAGAGGCCAUGAGAAAAUUGGUGACUCGAAAACAGUCAUUUUUCUGAAUAAAUAAGAGGUAAAUCCAUAAAUUACAAAAACAAUGAUUAGGAGAAUCUAUGUGCUGGAUAUUUUAAAGAUCUUUUUCAUUAAAUUUAUCACUUUAAUGAUGAAGAUAUCCUGUAAAUAUAAAAGCCAAUGUUUAUUUCCAUUUAUAAAGUUAAGUGUGUCAUUUUCAUGAACAUUUGCUGGAAUCAAAUUAAAGUGUAGGUUUUUCAAGUUAAGAAUACCUCCAGAAAAUAAUUUCUACUUAAAACCUCCUCC